AUGGCAAAGGAGAUGAUGAUAGUGUUUGUCUAUGACACACUGUGCUGCACAUCUGAAGAAGACGAUCCAAUUGAUGCAGUCCUCUACUUCCAUCCUGGAUGGGUGUCGGAUACACAGAGGCAUGCACUUGCUGGACAAGUUGUUGGUGUGGCUCACUGCAUUAAGAGUCUCUUCUCGCGGCCAGUCGCGAUCACUCUGCAAAGCGGGAAGUUCAUACUUAGAGAGUACGGCAGAUAUGUGUUGGCAAUUGGCAGUGAUAGAAACAUCCCAGACUGGGUUCUUAAGAACCGUGCUAACCUUCUCACCUCCAUGAUCAAAGUCUACCACGGAGACCUCCAAGUCCUCGCUGGGCAGAUGGAGGACCAGCGUCGCCUCUCUGAGAAGCUGUAUCAAGUAUUCGAGACGUAUCUCCCCGUUCUGCAGUACGGCUGCCAUAUCUUUCAGAGGGUGCCUAUGCUGAGUUUACCGAAGAGUGCCACAUCUAUUUAUAUGGAGUCUAUGCAAAUAUUAGAACACUGCCGGAGGAGCAAAGGCGUCUUAGGAGGGGUCAUCUUGUAUAAUAACAAGAUCAUCUCCACACAACUUCCUGCUGGCUUAACAUCUUACCUCACGGUGGUAGACCCGUACAGAAUAAAGUCGCCAGCUGAGACGUUAGACACGGACACUCCUCUCCCGCUCGGGGCCCAACUCCUGGUUGUCUACGUGGGGAGGAAGGUGUACCACAGCCUCAAGAAACAGGUUGAGAAACUGCAAGAGUUCCAUCAAAACGGGGAGGAGAUGAUCGCUAGGUUUAAAAAGAACCAAGAAGCCGAACGCGAGAAACUCCGCGACUUCCCUCAAAGCGGUAUGAAGCGAGACAAGUCUCUCUUGUUCACCGCAGUACCUGAAGAAGAUCACAGCAUGAUAUCACCCCCCAGCCGAGAAGAGCGCCCCGUAGACGAAGCACGGAAGCCCUCAGUACCAGAUGUAGUGCCAUUCACCAACAAACCACGACAACGACCCACCAAACUGUCCCUUAGUUUUAAAAACCAGAAGUCUUUAGAUGAAGAUAUUGAAGAGAAUGACAAAAUCUUUACUGGACAGACGAGUGUUUGCUCAACACCGAUGGUCGAAUUCAAACGCCUGCACGGUAAUAUGCUGUCUAUAUGUCAAAUACCCGAAAACCAUCAAGAUAAAACGGAACCAGACGUGUUAAAAAACGUGGAAGAUUGUACAAAACUUAAAUUGGAGAAUGAAAAACGGGACAACAAAAUGAUUUUAGACGCCAAUUGUAUUGCUGAUCACUAUAUCAAUAAACCUGAACCAAUGAGGAAGUUGGCGAGCGUGACAGAUCUUCAAGAGACCGUGAAGAAGCUGUCGAAUCGUUCCACUUCGAAAUUUAAACUCAAACGGUCCAAAGAAUCUUUAAACGACGACUCACCUUCAAAAGAACACUUGUCCAAAAACCCUAGCACUAUGACAAUAAAUGACCCAUUAUUUCCUGUAUUUAGAAACGAUGGUAUUGCCAUAUCAGAAUCAUUAUUCAACCAGUAUUUAGAGCAGCAUUAUGCAGAAAUGAAAAAAGAUUCAAACGAAAACAUUUUUAAUUUUAAUAAGAAAUUGUGUGAGCAAGAGAAAUUUGAGGACUUCGAUUCAGAGUUGAACAGAUCGCCUCAGAGGACGCCAAAGAAGUUUAUAAAAGAUUCCUCAAAAACAAUAUCUACGGACCAAUCUAGGAGGCAAUCUUUGUCUCUGCCCUUGAAAUCGCUUAAUGAGAAUACGGAUGCCCAGAUAGGUUCUGACACGGAGACGAUGAGCUUUAAAAAGAAGCUGACUGGAGUGCAAUUGACUCCUCUGAUGGAGAAGUUGAGUCACCUGGCGUUCUCCGACAAGUCUAGUGGGUAUAGCAGUAGAGUAAUGACUCCACUGGAGCUCAGAGAGUUCAUGACGCCCGUGGCUGAGAAACAGAUCAUAUUUUCCGACAGGCCAAAAACACAGUUGCAAGAAUCGGAGAGCGAUGAAGAUUCGGACAACGAACUAGAACUACUGCCGGAGUACAGCAAGCACUCUGUGAAGUGCGCGCUCUUUGUCAGCGGACUGCACAACAUGGCGCUGCUGGCGCUCCUCGAUACUGAGGCCGCGAACGACGCCGAUACCAUCAAUGCUUUAUGGGAAACGUCACUAAACGCGCUAGGUCCUAUAGAACAGAAAUGCAUGGAGCCGCUGGCGGCGGACGCCGACUCCACGGACUACAGCUACCUCACGCUGGACCCGGACUGGGGCACCGUGCGCAAGGGCGGGCCUUGGGCCGCGCUGGAUAUCGCCACUAUGGGCCUCAUACAUAACGAGUUUAGUGAAGACCCGGAGUUAUCUGAAUUUAUACUGAGGAGCGACGAGAGCGUGGUGGUGGGCGCGUCGUGCGGCGGCGCGCACGUGUACUACCAGGAGCGAGCGGCGCGCGGCGCGGGCCCGCCCCCCCCCUCCGACGCGCUGGCGCUGGCCCCGCUGCGCGCGCGCCGCCGCCUGCAGCGCGACCACGCCACGCUGCUGCUCUAG
Messenger RNA from Arctia plantaginis, 2535 nucleotides. The record is from the annotation of a GenBank genome assembly. NCBI's taxonomy places the organism in Eukaryota, Metazoa, Arthropoda, Insecta, Lepidoptera, Erebidae.